Vigna radiata var. radiata (mung bean) is the source of this 1836-nucleotide messenger RNA. Its product is annotated as bifunctional 3-dehydroquinate dehydratase/shikimate dehydrogenase, chloroplastic. Lineage: Eukaryota; Viridiplantae; Streptophyta; Magnoliopsida; Fabales; Fabaceae. The coding region runs from base 57 to 1634 and encodes 525 amino acids. Gene Ontology annotation, molecular function: shikimate 3-dehydrogenase (NADP+) activity; 3-dehydroquinate dehydratase activity. The record is from RefSeq and is a predicted model, not a curated record. Gene Ontology annotation, biological process: chorismate biosynthetic process; shikimate metabolic process. The transcript has 10 exons.
UCUCUUAACAAUAAAUCUGCCGUGUGGUUUUUGAAUUGUUUGAGAAAUCAAAAGCAAUGGGUAGUGCUAACCAGGUGUUCAACAUUUGUGCUCCAAUCACAAAUGAACAGCAAUCUGUAUCUGUUGAGCAGAUUGUGAAUAACAUGAAUCACGCAAAGGCAGAAGGUGCUGAUACAGUAGAGGUUAGGCUGGACUGCAUCACCAGCUUUCACCCUCUCCUUCACCUCAAAAUCAUCCUUCAAAAUAAGCCACUACCCGUGCUUAUUGCUAACAGGAAAAAAUGGGAUGGUAGUUUAUCCAAAGGCGAUGACAGCAUGCUACUGGAAGCAUUGCAAUUAGCUCUGGAAUUGGGAGCUGAUUUCAUAGAGGUUGAGCUGAAGGAAGCUUCUUGUCUUCCUACCUUGAUGGAACAUAAGAGAAAUCAUAACAGUCAUGGAAAAAUAAUCGUUUCUUGUUAUGUGGAUGACAUCACCCCUCCGCAAGAAGAACUCCUUCAACUUGUUGCACGCAUGCAAGCAACUGGAUCAGAUAUCAUCAAACUUGUUACACAUGCAGCUGAUAUAACAGAACUUACAAGAAUAUUUAGCUUGUUUCCUCAUUGUCAGAAUCUGCAGGUACCAUUGAUUGCUUACUCUGUUGGAGAAAGAGGACUUAUAAGCCAGCUUCUAUGUCCAAAAUUUGGUGGGUUCUUUGUAUAUGGAUCAUUGGCAGGAAAUCCAAUCCCUGGUAUCCCUUCUCUUGAUAGUCUCAAGGAAGCCUAUAAAUUGGAGGGUGUCAAUGAAGAUACUAAAGUUUUUGGGCUCAUCUCAAAACCAGUUAGCCACAGCAAAGGUCCUAUAUUGCAUAAUCCUUCCUUCAGACAUGUAAACUACAAUGGAAUCUAUGUCCCCAUGUUUGUUGACGAUCUUAAAGAGUUCUUUAGCACCUAUUCAAGCCCUGAUUUUUCAGGUUUUAGUGUUGGGAUUCCAUAUAAGGAAGAAGUUCUAAGGUUUUGUGAUGAAGUCCAUCCGCUUGCUCAGUCUAUAGGAGCUGUUAAUACUAUCAUAAGAAGACCAGGAGAUGGGAAGCUUGUUGGUUACAAUACAGAUUGUGAGGCUGCAAUUACUGCAAUUGAGGAUGCACUCAUUGAACAUGGUUGCAAUGAUGGUGGAGCAUCUUUAGGUUCAGCCCUUGCUGGUCGAUUGUUUGUGGUAGUUGGUGCGGGAGGUGCAGGGAAAGCACUUGCAUUUGGUGCUAAAAGCAGAGGAGCUCGUCUAGUAAUAUUUGACAUUGAUUUUGACAGAGCAAAAUCUCUUGCCUGUGCUGUAUCUGGUGAGGCUCAGCCUUACAAAGAGUUGGUGAACUUUGAGCCAGAGAAAGGGGCAAUUCUUGCAAAUGCAACACCUAUAGGAAUGCAUCCAAAUACUGACAGAAUUCCGGUGGCAGAGUCAACUUUGGAACAUUACUUGUUAGUGUUUGAUGCUGUAUAUACACCAAGAAGAACAAGAUUAUUGAAGGAAGCAGAUGCUGCAGGAGCAAAAACUGUGGGUGGGGUAGAAAUGUUCCUAAGGCAGGCUAUUGGUCAGUUUAAUCUUUUCACGGGCUUAGAAGCUCCUAUAGAAUUUAUGCGAGAAAUUGUUUUAUCCAAGUUUUGAAGAUGUUUCUUCAAUAAAAUGCUACGACUUGGUGGAGGCUUCUCAUUUCUCUAAGAAUUCCCUGCAUUGUUUCUUUCUUCAUAAAAGAAAAAAAAAACAUUUUUUUUUGUAAGAAAAGUAUACAAAAGGUGUGAUAAAUUAAUGUAUUUUAAUUUUUAGUCGUUUUUCUGAGUUUAAUAAAAAGGAAGUAAAAUAUUUAUGA